UUAUGCUUUUAACAGUAGCUAUUUCAUAAUGCUCAUUUUAUAGAUAUUUUCUCCGGUAUUUAUUUUUACUUCGGUGGAUAAAAGAAUUCAAAAUUUUCAUAAAUAGGUAUCUCGUUUCGUUGUGUAAUUUGAACUGGUUCAUUAGGAUUACAUCGAAGGACUAGUAUUCGGGAAGCAAUAACUUAAUUUCCUGAAUAGUAAAACAUGCUCUGUGAUUGAGAAUAUGAAUGAAUGAAGACUAAUUUAUUACACAUUCAGUUUAUUGGAUUCAUAAUUUUGACAUUAGUUCCAUGGCCUGGUCCAAGCGUAUUCAAAAUAAGAUGUCCACGAGAUAGUUCUACCAUCGUAAGACAAUUAAUUAAAAAUAAAUGGAUCCCAGUAUUGGAGAAAUACCAAGUCAAAUUACCUUUGGAUUGUCCAUUCCAUUUGAAACGAGAUAUAUUUUACCCGCAAGAGUUGGCGAAACGACAAUACAGACUUUCCCAAUGGACUUGUGCAUUUUGCGGCAAAUCUUUUUACCAAGAGAAACACUUGGAUUUACAUUUCGACAACAGGCACCGCAAUAAAAUUAAUAUGGCUGAAGAUGCCGUCUGCUUAUCGGAUUACUGCGAUAUAAUGAGAUGCGAGGUUUUACAAGCUCAAAACGAAAAAAAGAACGCUUUAAAUGGCGCCGAAUCCGCGCAACUGCACAAAAAUGCAAAAACCACGAUUACAGAUUUGGAAGUUUGGCGAGAACCAACGCAACGUAAUGCGCUUUCCGUGAUAACCGAUUCAAUCAAAAAGCCUGCCGUAGAAUCCGUCAAGAAACCUCAACCUAAGCAACAUAAUUUAUGCGAUAAAUCCGAAGCUCCAAAGACGACUAAUUUUCAAGAGAAUAAUUAUACCGAAAAUAAAUGCGAAACAUUAGUCGAUUCGGUAAUACCGCCUAGACAGCGGUUCGUUGAACUACAAAAGCUCAAAGCCAAUUGUAAGGCAGAAGAUUUACUCAAAUUAAAGCACAAAUGUGAGGAUUUAGUGAGAGACUGUAUCGCUGGUUUAUUGGUCAAUUUAUCUGUUCAAGAUUUCAAAGACAUCGAAGAGGAACUGAAUAAUGCUGUGUGUUGGUAUUUGACCUGUGAUCGGUAUUGGGAGGAUACGCAAUCAGACACAAAACAUUUUUCCAGAGGACUGAUUUUCACAGCUGCCAUUUUGCUCAGUAUUGGUGUGAUUUUUUGCUAUUACAUAAUAUGGGUAUUUUACGAUACCGGUGAAUUAGGAAAUUCAGAAGACCUACUAAGACAAAAUCACUCGUAUCGAUACAUGAAACAAUAUUCCGACGAAUAUUAUCCUGCUUCUGACGAGAAUCCGCCCAAUAAUGAGCAUUAUAUAUAUGUAACUUAUCCUCCAGAAAUUAAACGAAAAUUAUUAGACAGCUGCUACAACAGGACCACAAGAUUAUGAAAUAAAAUAUACAACUGUCAUUUUAGGAGAAAUUCGUGACUGCAAUUUUUUUUAAAUAUUUAAACCUUAAGUGGAAGGUACUAUUCAAUUAUUAAAGUGAAGUCAAUACAACACUACAUUUGCUGUGGAUAAUGUACUCAAUAGCAAAAUCUUUUUUCUCUUUUUUCAUAUUAAUAAUAAGCAAAAAUUUAUAAAUUAUUUUGGCACAUUAAAACUAUGAAUUACACAA
Planococcus citri (citrus mealybug) is the source of this 1669-nucleotide messenger RNA. RefSeq lists its product as uncharacterized. Bases 232 to 1440 code for a protein of 402 amino acids. Lineage: Eukaryota; Metazoa; Arthropoda; Insecta; Hemiptera; Pseudococcidae. The record is from RefSeq and is a predicted model, not a curated record. The transcript is spliced from 10 exons.